AUGUCGCAAUACGCUCGUGUUGAAGAGUUAUCGGACUCUGAUCCUGAUGAGAUCGCCCCCUCAGACUCUCUCCCCGGAGACACCAUCAUUGCGCCCGCCUCAAUUCCGACAAGGGAAACCCCGAACCAAAUCCCAACCCCAUCCCCAACCCCGCCAAUGACCCAGGUGCCGGAACCUCAGCGUGAGAUUCCUAGGCACUUCCAAUGUCUUUACCCGGUCUACUUUGAUAAAACUCGUUCCCGCGCCGAAGGCCGCAAGGUUGGUGGAGAGCUCGCUGUCGAGAAUCCACUAGCUCGAGAUAUCGUCGAUGCGGUUCAAAUGCUGGGAUUGAAGGCCGGUCUGGAGCCCGAAAAGCUGCAUCCCAAAGAUUGGGCCAACCCCGGUCGAGUGCGUGUACUGCUCAAAGACGAAAAUGGCCGCCUGGUCAACCCCAAGAUCAAGAAUAAGCAUCAUCUCUUCAUCCUUGUUGCGCAAUAUCUUAAAUCCCACCCAACUACCGACCAAUCUCCGUACCGACUUCGCAUUCGUGGCUUGCCGAUGCCCGAGAAGCUUCCCGAAGCACCCCAGGCGCCGCGUGGCUGGAAGAUCGGAACCAUCUUGCCCCUCCAUUCACCUGCCUAUAGCGGUGGUGGUGUUAGCGAUAACCCUUUCAAAGAAGCAAUGGCGGAGAUGCAGAAUAUGCAAGGCAUGCCUGGUAUGCCUUCGAUCCCUGGAAUGCCCGGUAUGCCCGGUAUGCCAGGCAUGCAAGGAGACGCUUCUGGAGCUGGCCCGGAAAAGAAAAAGAAGGACAAGAAAAAGGGCAAGGCUUAA
Molecule: messenger RNA, 810 nt
Organism: Penicillium angulare
Lineage: Eukaryota; Fungi; Ascomycota; Eurotiomycetes; Eurotiales; Aspergillaceae
Product: RNA-binding signal recognition particle subunit SEC65
Exons: 2
Coding region: 1-810 (269 amino acids)
Biological process (GO): SRP-dependent cotranslational protein targeting to membrane; SRP-dependent cotranslational protein targeting to membrane, signal sequence recognition
Cellular component (GO): signal recognition particle, endoplasmic reticulum targeting
Molecular function (GO): 7S RNA binding
Source: RefSeq, a predicted model, not a curated record